Messenger RNA from Annulohypoxylon maeteangense, 1529 nucleotides. Its product is annotated as GroES-like protein. Lineage: Eukaryota; Fungi; Ascomycota; Sordariomycetes; Xylariales; Hypoxylaceae. The record is from RefSeq and is a predicted model, not a curated record. The coding region runs from base 1 to 1089 and encodes 362 amino acids. Gene Ontology annotation, molecular function: L-iditol 2-dehydrogenase (NAD+) activity; zinc ion binding. Gene Ontology annotation, biological process: D-sorbitol catabolic process. The transcript is spliced from 4 exons.
AUGACUGAAGCAGUAACUUUCGUACUUAUAUCCGCCCAAAACGUCGCAUUUGAGAGGCGAAAGGCUCCUAAGCUCCGAGACGAGUAUGACGUGAAAGUGCAUAUAGAAGUCACCGGAAUAUGCGGAAGCGACAUCCACCUGUGGCAGCAUGGACGCAUCGGCGACCACGCCGUCACCAAUCGCGUAGUGCCUGGCCACGAGAGCGCAGGCAGGGUUAUUGAGGUAGGUAAGAAAGUGAAGAACGUCAAAGUUGGAGAUCUCGUCGCCGUCGAAUUCGGAGGACCGUGUAGAAGAUGCGAUUACUGCUGGUCUGGAGCUUAUAACCUAUGCACAAACACAUUAUCUGCGGAAAAAUCUAUUUGGGAUGGCACUCUUCAGAAAUACUACGUCGCCGCUAGUGAUUUCUGUUAUUCGCUACCGUCCAAUAUCAGUGCCGAGGAUGGCGCCCUUGUCGAGCCCACAGCAGUAGCAGUUCAGAUUUGCAAGGUCGCCAACUUGAGAGUUGGGCAGACCGUUCUAGUAUUUGGCUGUGGCCCUAUUGGUGUAUUAAGCCAGGCGGUUGCGAAAGCGCAAGGAGCCAAGAAGGUCAUCGGAGUUGACAUCUCUGAGUCGCGCGCGGCAUUCGCCAAGUCGUUCGGCGCGGAUGAUGUAUUCGUCCCCGAACGUCCAUCCGGUCCCGUCGCUAACUCUGUCGACGCGUCCCGAAAGAUGGCAGAGCAGAUUGUGGAUAAAUUUGCCCUUGGUGACGGUGCAGACGUUGUCUUGGAGUGCACUGGAGCUGAACCCUGUGUUCAAGCAGGAGUAUUCGCAACUCGAAAAGGGGGGACGUAUGUGCAGGCGGGAUUAGGGAAGGAGAAUGUCGUAUUCCCAAUCUCAACAAUUUGCCUAAGAGGCUUAAAUGUGAAGGGGUCUAUUCUUUAUACGACGGGGUGCUAUCCCACCGCUAUAGACCUCAUUGCUUCAGGGAAGAUUAAUGUGCGUAGUCUGAUCACCCAUCGAUUCAAAUUCGAACAGGCUUUAGACGCCUUCGAACUGGUCAGACAGGGCCAGUCAAAUACAAUGAAGGUGAUGAUUCAGGGGGUGCCAUGAGGUACUACCUUUCUAGGUACGACCUGGCAUCCCUUGAAUUGAAGGCUGAGAGCGCUUCUAUUGUGAGAUUUCAAAAGAAAAAAAGCGUUAGGUAACCCGCGCAUUAAAAUGUUGACGAAGUUAUAUUCUCCCCUCCCCCGUUUUGCGCUAAUCAUAAGCUACUACAAUGGCAAUAGCCCGUGAGGAAAUGCUACUAGGUACCUCAGCUACCCGAACAACACGCUAGAAUCCCCCCAAUUCUCCUCACCCCCCACUAACUCCUCUAGAUCACACGCGACAAUAUUCCCCCUUAACACCUUCCUAAGAACAAUGAAGCAAUAACCUUUUCCCACGACCCAUCCAAAAAUCCACUUCAAUGAGGAGAAACCCCAAACCAGUCAAACUAGUUCCACUAAGACCACUAAAUGGUAACAAGUAUCCCGCCGCCUGAUUGGAGAGGA